This is a messenger RNA of Dipodomys spectabilis (banner-tailed kangaroo rat), 3906 nucleotides long. RefSeq names its product eukaryotic translation initiation factor 4B (gene Eif4b). The record is from RefSeq and is a predicted model, not a curated record. The coding region runs from base 83 to 1936 and encodes 617 amino acids. The transcript has 15 exons. NCBI's taxonomy places the organism in Eukaryota, Metazoa, Chordata, Mammalia, Rodentia, Heteromyidae. Gene Ontology annotation, molecular function: RNA binding.
CGCGUCUCCGAGUCCGACGCGCCCGCUAUAAUCACGUGAUUGCCUCAUCCGGGUCCUUUGCGUUCUCUCUCCCUCUCCCAACAUGGCGGCCUCAGCAAAAAAGAAGAAUAAGAAGGGGAAGACUAUCUCCCUAACAGACUUUCUGGCUGAGGAUGGGGGAACUGGUGGAGGAAGCACCUAUGCCCCCAAACCGGUCAACUGGGCUGAUGAAACAGACGAUCUGGAAGGAGAUGUUUCAACAGUUUGGCAUAGUAAUGAUGAUGAUAUGUAUAAGGCACCUCCAAUUGACCGUUCCAUCCUACCCACUGCUCCACGGGCUGCUCGGGAACCCAAUAUCGACUGGAGCCGUCUUCCCAAAUCGCCACCCUACACUGCUUUUCUGGGGAACCUGCCCUAUGAUGUAACUGAAGAGUCCAUUAAGGAAUUCUUUAGAGGAUUAAAUAUCAGUGCAGUUCGUUUACCACGUGAACCCAGCAACCCAGAAAGGUUGAAAGGUUUUGGUUAUGCUGAAUUUGAGGACUUGGACUCCCUACUCAGUGCCCUGAGUCUCAAUGAAGAGUCCCUAGGUAACAGGAGAAUUCGGGUAGAUGUUGCUGACCAAGCACAGGAUAAAGACAGGGAUGAUCGCUCCUUUGGCCGAGAUAGAAAUCGAGAUUCUGACAAAACAGACACUGAUUGGAGAGCCCGUCCUGCUACAGACAGCUUUGAUGACUACCCACCUAGAAGAGGUGAUGAUAGCUUUGGAGACAAGUAUCGAGAUCGUUACGAUUCAGACCGGUAUCGGGAUGGCUAUCGAGAUGGCUAUCGGGAUGGCCCACGCCGGGAUAUGGAUCGCUACGGGGGCCGGGAUCGGUAUGACGACCGUGGCAGCAGAGAGUAUGACAGGGGCUACGAUUCCAGGAUAGGCAGUGGUAGAAGAGCAUUUGGUAGCGGGUACCGCCGAGAUGAUGACUACAGAGGAGGCGGGGACCGCUAUGAAGACCGAUAUGAGAGGCGAGACGAUCGCUCAUGGGGCUCCAGAGAUGAGUACUCUCGGGAUGACUAUAGGCGUGAUGAUAGAGGUCCCCCCCAAAGACCCAAACUGAAUCUAAAGCCUCGGAGUACUCCUAAAGAAGAUGAUUCCUCUGCUAGCACCUCGCAGUCCAGUCGAGCGGCUUCUAUCUUUGGAGGGGCAAAGCCUGUUGACACCGCUGCUAGAGAAAGAGAAGUGGAAGAACGACUACAAAAGGAACAGGAGAAACUGCAGCGGCAGCUGGAUGAACCAAAACUAGAACGGCGGCCCCGAGAGAGACACCCAAGCUGGCGAAGUGAAGAAACUCAGGAACGAGAACGAUCAAGGACAGGAAGUGAAUCAUCACAGACUGGGACUUCCGCCACAUCUGGCAGAAGUAAGUCAGAUCAGGAUGCACGAAGGAGAGAGAGUGAGAAGUCUCUAGAAAAUGAAACACUCAAUAAGGAGGAAGACUGUCACUCUCCAACUUCUAAGCCUCCUAAACCUGAUCAGCCUCUAAAGGUAAUGCCAGCCCCUCCACCAAAGGAGAAUGCGUGGGUGAAGCGAAGUUUUAACCCUCCUGCUCGAUCUCAGAGCUCAGACACAGAACAGCAAUCCCCUACAAGUGGUGGGGGAAAAGUAGCUCCAGCUCAGCCAUCUGAGGAAGGACCAGCAAGGAAAGCAGAUGAAAAUAAAAUAGAUGGGAUGAGUGUUGCAAAAGGCCAAACUGGGAGCUCCAGCCGUGGUCCAGGAGAUGGCGGGAACAAAGACCACUGGAAGGAGUCAGAUAGGAAAGAUGGCAAAAAGGAUCAAGACUCUAGAUCUGCACCUGAGCCAAAGAAACCUGAGGAAAAUCCAGCCUCUAAGUUCAGUUCUGCAAGCAAGUAUGCUGCUCUCUCUGUGGAUGGUGAAGAUGAAAACGAGGGAGAAGAUUACACCGAAUAGACAUCUACAUCCUGUGCUUUCUCCUAGUCUCUCUCCACCCUGGAACAUUCAUUCGAGAGCAAAUCAAACCUCUAUCCAGACAAGACAAAAUAAAGCUCACCAUCUCCUGGAGACCUUUCUUAACUUUUUUUUAAAAAAUGAGAUUCUUUUGCAUGCUGCUGCAGCCUUUAAAGUAUUGAAGUAAUGGAGAAUCACCAAUGUAGCCAGAGAGACAGACUGUGGCUUUUUGAAGGGGAAGUUGUGGUGCUAUCUGAUGAUACCAUGCAGCUGCCUGUGCGAUUAGUGCCUAGGGGCUCCAUUAACAGAAAUGGUAGUGCCAGUGGUACAUGUCUGGAUCAGUUGGGCAGUAGGGGAGGUAGAAGGAAGAGUGAAAGAAAUGUUUGUCUACCUUUUAAUUCUUAUCUUAUUGUGGCAUAUAUGAAUUCUCAAACAUUAUCUGAAUAAAUUUUCCAUCUUUGGAAAGGUAGGUUUAGUCUCAUGUUGUUUUAGUCUCCAGGAGGCUGACAGCCCUUUCUCUUACUUUAACUCUGAGUUAUUGGGGUCAGCCUAGGGGAAACUACUUUAUUUUCUUACCCCCCAGGGGGGUAGAUGGAAGUGAGUCUACAGGCCACUAGUAAAGAGGACCGCUUGGGGACCAAGAUAAAUGGGGAAAUUGUGGUUUGAAAAACUUUUGAGAAGUGACAGAUUAUUUUGUACCAGGCAGUCGGGGAAUGGUGUGACCUCCAAAAACAUGGCUUUUUUUUUUUUUUCUUGUGAGUAGGACUUGGGGGUGUGGGAGAUCUGUCUUGUGUAGCCUGGUUUUGCCCUUCUAAAUUCUGUCCUUUCUGAAAGCUCAAAUACAUCCACAUUCUCUUGAAACCUGGAAACUGUAGAAAUUCAGACUCUUCAUCUCAUGUCCAUUCUGCUCCUCCAAAAGCAUUAAGUCACAUACCUGCUCUCCAAGGCAUUUGAUAGUAGCUGGAAGCUGUGGCAUGAGGAAGCAGCUACGUUUCUAAGCCAGUGGCUUACUGACUGGCUUACCUUCUUUACUAUUCCUUCCCUCUGUCUGUGCCUGCCCCUGCUGUUUUGACUCCUUUUACAGAUCAGAAUACUCUAGAAUUGAUGACUUGGGUAAGGAAUAAGAGUGGAUAGAUAAGGACAGUUGAAUCAAGAGCCUUUCUUAGAACCUUGAUGUUUUCACGGUUCUUCCCUCCACUGAAAUUUCACACUGAUGCUUGGAUUUAUAAUGUGGCCUAGACCAAUGUAUAGGGUGUUUUGUUUUCUGGGGUUGGUUUUCUUAGCUCCCCUUGAGAAAAUAAAUAAUAAUGGAAAGAACUAUGUAACAAGGUCUAGUUUUUCUUGCUACACAGUAGCUUUGUCUGCUUUGACAUGCACCUUUGUAGGGGUCAGUUCAGUGGCUAAUAUCCCUUCCCCAUUGUGGGGAGUAUUGGUACCUGCAGACAAAAUAAAGACACCUUGGUCUCUUUGUUUGCAAGCCUUGUUAGAUCCUGUCCAGCCAUGCCAGGGGUGUUGGCGUGUGCAUGUGUGUGCGCUGCAGCAGUGGACUUAAAAGAUCAGUUACCAGUGGAAAAGGGUACACCAAGUAACCUUAAGAAAUUGGCAGGAUUGGCUAGUAGCUAGGAAGUGAGCUUUUUAGAGAGUUGAAUGGGUUUUUUAAAUAAAACUUUUUAAAGAAACAGUGAUUGUAGACAAUGAAAAGGUAGUUUGCCCUCUUCUUGUCUAUUGUCCAAAUAGUUGCAUCCAAAAAAGCUGUUUUAUCCCACACUCCUACCUUGUUCCCUGUUGAAAUAAAACAGGGGUUGAUUUGUCCCGCUCCUGAAUACCUGUAAAAUUUGUACAAAAAUAUCUUCUAUGAAAAUGAUUUGUAAUCUGUAGACUUACUACCUGGGAGAUGUCUUGAGAUGUAAAAUCCCAUCCUUUGGGUUGUGGGUUUUUUGUUUUCUCCAAAUAAAUCUGAUCUUUCAAGUUCA